ACUGUGUUGGUGGUCGGUGGUCGUAGUCCCGGUGGUCGUAGUUACCGUGGUUUUCGCAUUGCUUGGGUCGUGGCAAGUUUGGGGGACUUCACGGGGCUUUCACUCGAGGUGGUGAAACAAGUGUCGAAUUUGUGCAAUCAUGAGCGGCAUGGCGAACGGUCAAACUGAGCCGUGCACUUUAGGUACUGCUGCAUCCUCGUCGUUGUUCGCCGUUUCCGGGUGGGCAUACGCGGGUGUCAACCACAGCUUGGCAGGCAACGGCGGGCCCGAGUGCGCCCAAUUCGUAUCCAUCCGGAGGCGCCUCUGGGAAACGCUGCUGGCUGUGCUCUGGGCUACGGCACUAGCGCUGUGGAGCUGGCGGCGUCUGCAGAUCCUAGCCAUAGACAGCUUCGAUGUAAAAUGUCUGUUCUUACCCUUGUGCCUGGGACCUCUUUGGGUCCCACGUGUGACAAGGGUGCACACGGGAGAGCACGGAGCCAAAAAAACAGUCAGGUGCCUCCAGCGCCAAAAGUUGUGCGCGAAGAUCGUGGGGGCAAGCGGUGUCUGCUGGUGCUGCUCUGUUUGGUGUUUGGCAUGGAACUUGGCUUCAAGUUUGCUUCACGCACCGUCAUCUACAUUCUCAACCCCUGCCACAUCAUCACCAUGCUACAGAUAGUAAUGCUGGCGGCACCUCCCACGUCUUGCCUGCUGACGGUGCUGUUUCGAGUGCACAUCCAUUGGCUGAAUGGUCCCCUGCUGGCACUUCUGUUUCCGGUGCUGAACACGCGGCUGCUUCCGCUGGAACAAGAGGUGUACUGGGUGCAGCAUGGACUGAUGCUGGCCGUGCCCUGCUACCUCAUGCGGCUUGGCGGCGUGUUUAGCACCGAGCCCCUGACCGACCUCAGCUGGGGGCUGCUCAGCCUGGCGCUGCAGUACCUCUACCACUUCCUUGUCCUGCAAGCGCUGGCACUGGUGACUGAAGUGAACCUGAACAGCAUGCUGUGUCCGGCGGUGUCCGACCCAUUUUAUGGCCCCCAUUACCGGCUGUGGGCACUGGCCCACCAGUUCUUGCUGGUGCUGGUGGCAGGCAAGCUGUACACAACUGUGUGUGCGUGGCUGCUGCGUGUCACCAGGCUGCGCAUCUGCUGCAGCACAGGACAGGACCACGAGCAUUCCUCUUAGAGGGACUACCUCGGGGGCAAUUCUAGAGGUGCGUGCUACCCAGGCCUGCUGCUGUGGCUGCUCCGAGGCCAGCACCAACAGUGCUCAGUUGCUAAGAACCAUGGGAGAGGCAGCUGAGAAAAGGCGCUGCAUUACCUAGCAGCUCUCACGCUCCAGUGCUGAUAGCUGCCUAGCUUAGAAGUUGGCCAUGUAGUUUAAGCCUAAGUAGUGUUGCCAUGGGUGAACUAGCAGUUGUCACAUCUAAGACAAAUAUUGCCCUAUGAAACCCAGCCUUGUGCAAAAUAGCACCUGUAUGCUCAAUAGGCAAAGUUGGCAGCUACACUGCAAUGUUUUUAAAUAGAUAUGAGAACACAACAAGUAUGGAAAGCUAAAAUGAAAGUGAUUCCAAUGGUGCUAAUGGGGCCAGUAUAACCAGAGCUGCUGUGGAUGUUCUGCAUCCACAUUGUUUUGAUGAGCAGUGCAGGUGAUUGUGGUGAGUAGCCAUGCUGCAUCAAUGUAAUUUUGUGUGCCAUUCCCUUGUGUGUGUACAUUGUCAGAAGAUAAUAAUUUCUUGUGUUAGCGACAGGUGGCUAAGCGUUAUGGUGAUAUCUUAAGCAUAGAGUUAUGAAAAGUGAACAUUUUUAUCGUUAACAUAUACCUGUUUUAUAAGUUCACAUAAGGAGUUCUCUAGUCAAUAAAGGUGUUAUAUAAAUUGAAAUCA
Messenger RNA from Dermacentor albipictus, 1861 nucleotides. RefSeq names its product transmembrane protein 164. Lineage: Eukaryota; Metazoa; Arthropoda; Arachnida; Ixodida; Ixodidae. The record is from RefSeq and is a predicted model, not a curated record.